AUGCUGCCCUGCUUGUGGCUUGUCUUUGCCGUGCUCAUCCUGCUGAGUAUCGGCAUCUGUCGCGCUUUCUCGAGUACUCUGGUCUAUCUGUUUGGUCUUCUCUCCCAGGCCGGGGUUUCCAUCGCGUUCCUCGCCCAGCGUCCUCGUAAUAUCGAUCGUGGUCUCGGACCUCGCUCCAAGCUCUCCCCCGAGCUCUGUGCCAUGGUCCUCAGCUCCCCAAAGCCUCAACCUCGGUCUCCUCCUCAUAUUACAGAGGAAAGCCUGGUCCUUCGCCUCGCUGAUUUCCUGCUUUUUUGGCUUUGUGCUGCCCCAGACCCGCUUGCCAUCCUCAGCGCAAUCGAUGGAGUCUACAUCAAAGCCGUGAAGAUGCUCUACAAGGGCCUAACCAUCGAAUUCGACUUCCACCCCGACAAGUCCGGCCUUUAUUGUCCCCGCAUCCGCAUUCCGGAGCUCGGUGUUGACGAGCCAGUCUUUGAUCCAAAGACUGGGAAGAUGCACACCUGGAUCAAGGGCCUCCACUACCCUUUUGCCCGCAGCAUAAUCGUCAACAUCUACCCAUCUUGUCUCUCGCAAACGUCAGAUCCUGAGAAGGCUACCCGCGGAUUACUCUCCCUCUGGACCCGCCUCCGCGAGCUCGUCAAUAUCUUGUCAAAGGUAAAGAAUAUCGAGAACCUCAUCGUCAACUUCUGCCCGUCCGACGACCUCAACCGCAAUGGCCUGCCAUCAGGAUGGGUCAUCAACAACCAGCCCCGCGUCAGCCUGCAGAAGAAUCAGGAUCCCUGGUAUACCAUCACCACGAACAGCACGCUCAAGGGCAUAGCCAAGUUCCUGGUCCCAGCCCACCGCGAGAUGUUCGAUCACGAGGUCGUCUUCCUACCCUUUUGCGAAUUGGUGGAUAAUGUUACACGCCUGGACGUGACGUUCGCCGGCGUCUCGGUCUCCAGCAAUGAGCGAGUUGAUCUAGAUGGCGACGCAGGAGGGCUGGACUGGUCCUUCCACCGCGUCGCGAUGCGUCACUUUUUCAACAACCCUGCCCAUCCCCGUUCUACUGAAGUCAAAAAAGUCCUGCGAAUCCUCCCCCUCUUUAUCGCGGAAACGGAGGUCUUCUACCGCUCUGCGAUGGAUAUGAUCGACCAAGGCGAGUCCGGGCGCAAGUGGCGCUGCGAGCAUUUUUUGGAACCGGAGUACCUUCGUCUCUCGAUGGAUCUCGAUGCGCAGUAUGGUGAUGGCGUUCAGUGGACUUGGCCUGGUUUUGUGCUUGGUUUGGAUAGCGAUGUUCAGAAUCAUUGA
Aspergillus mulundensis is the source of this 1290-nucleotide messenger RNA. RefSeq lists its product as uncharacterized. The record is from RefSeq and is a predicted model, not a curated record. The coding region runs from base 1 to 1290 and encodes 429 amino acids. The transcript is spliced from 2 exons. Lineage: Eukaryota; Fungi; Ascomycota; Eurotiomycetes; Eurotiales; Aspergillaceae.